This is a messenger RNA of Frieseomelitta varia, 3290 nucleotides long. RefSeq lists its product as uncharacterized. The transcript has 12 exons. The record is from RefSeq and is a predicted model, not a curated record. Lineage: Eukaryota; Metazoa; Arthropoda; Insecta; Hymenoptera; Apidae. The coding region runs from base 163 to 2226 and encodes 687 amino acids.
AACACGUGCAUGAUUGAAUCGUGUCCUUUUGUAAAUAUAUUUGUUGAUGUUGUUAAUGUUGAUUAAAGUUCAUCAUUAUUAAUAAUAUUAAAGUUAUAUACAAAAUGAAUUAGUUAACUAUUGGUAUAAAUUUUAUAUCGUAUAUUAAAAAAGAUAAGUAAAAUGGAGGAGCAGAGUAUUUUAACAUCAAAGUCAUAUCAACGUGCUAAAACAAACUUGAAAGAUAAAUUAAAAUCAAUAUUUUUGGAUCAUUAUCCGCAUCAUUUAAUACCUGGAUAUAAUUUACACAGCAAUUUUUCUAUGGAUGAUUCUGAUUUAGAAAAUGUCAUAGAACAAUAUCAAGAAUAUCCUUAUCAUUGUGAUUUACCAAAACCUUUAUUGCCACCUGCUAAAGUACCUAGAAAUGUGUUGAAUGAAGAAGAUCCAGCAUUAGAAUUAGUGACUCUUAAGAAUUAUUUGAACAGUGAUAAAGAAAGAAUGAAGGAUUAUUAUUUAAAACACAAGAAAGAGCUAAAAUUGAUACACAAGAAGGAUGUAAAGUGGAAUCGCACCAAAAAUAUGAUUAUUGCUAAAGUGCCUAAAUAUGUAGCAGACAUAGCACAAAUCAUUGAUAAAGACCCAGAUCCUUACUUUGAGGGAGUUUAUAAUUGGUAUUAUACUGGUGGAUCUGUAGACUGUGUACAGUUACACAAUAAAAAUAGUUUACUUUUUCCAUUUAUGGGAGAAUUAGUAUGUACUCCUAUUGAUAAUAUAGAAGAAUUCUUAUGGAAACCACAGUUUGAAAAGGCUGCAAAAUGUGAACUUAAUGAUUCAUUAUAUGAAUUGAAACAUACUAUUGAUACAUCUAUAGUUUUAGGUAGAUAUAAACAACAUUGUAAUUUUUAUAGAUUAUCUGAACAUGAUAAUAAAUUUAAUCUUACUGAAAUACAUACACAAACAUCAAAAAUACCUUACAUUGGUGCAGAUUUAAAUUCUAUUAAUACAAAUCAGUAUUGUUUGGUAAAUGUUGAAAGAUAUGUAACACUGUGGGAUAUAGUUAAAAUAAAACCAAUAAGUUGUAAUACCAUAAUGCAAAGUACUGUAUUAGAUGAUUCAUGGAGCAGUAUAAAAUUUCAAUCUACAGAUCCUAAUGUUCUUUCAUUUGUAGAUAGAUGUUGUCUUCAUUAUCUUGACAUUCGGAUUCCAUUUAAUCAACCAGUAUUAACAAUGUGUCCAAAACCUUAUUUGGAAAAAUGUGAACAUCUUUCAAUAGAUACUGCUAGUAGAAAUAAUUUUUGUAGAUAUAUAGGAACUUACCAUAGUAUUUUAAUGUGUGAUAAUCGUUCACCACGGCAAUGCGUUCAACAGAAAUGGACUCAUCAAUUUAAAAGUCCACCACUUAUGAGUUCUGUAAUAAAUAGAGAAGAUAAAGAAUUUGUUGUUUUAUCUAGCCAAAUUGCUAGUGAAACUACAAUUAUUGUAAAUACCUGGACAAAUAGUGAAAUUUCAUAUUCAUACAAUUUUCCAUAUAGUCCUCCUCAUAUUAAAGAAACAUUAAACGAGUCUCAAAUGCAAGGAAUGUGCUUAAAUCCAUAUUUGAGAGAUAGAUUUGACCUAUCUAAUACUGGUUCUUUUCUUAUAAAAGAUGAUGCCCAAAAUAUAUUUUUAUUUCUUCAAAAUUCUAUCGGUGACAUAUACUAUCAAUGUUUAACGCAUGAUACUGCAUUAGAUAAAUAUUCACCUAUCAAUGGAAAAUCAUUCCAUAUAUUGAAUGCUUGGCAAAAUGCGAUACCUAUGGAAGCAGAUGCUAUAGUACCUCUUGCAAUGUCUAGCAAGUCAAAUAUGCAAUAUUCUCUUGAAAAUUUUACAAAUAAAAAGUUACGAUUAAAAUAUAAUGAGCAUAAUUCAGACUGUUUCGAACCGAGCUGGAAGCAAUCUCUCGAAAAACUGAAUACUUAUACGGACAUAUUAGCUCCUGAACUUUUAGCUGUAUGGGAUAUGUGUGAAGAAGUUCCACUAUCUUCAACAACAGCACCUCAUCAGAAAGUUUUAAACUGGUUAGAAUCUGCAGAUACAAAAACAUUAAGUUUAUCACAAGAAGAUAUAGAGAAUACAUCAACACCAGUUAACACGCAAGAACUGGUAAGUGUAUCUCAACAAAUGGAUGUAAUUUAUUUGGACGACAGUAAUGUAUUUCAAGAUCUUUUACCAAAAGUAAAAAAAGUACGAAAAAGACAAAAAGUGUAAAGUAUUUUCUAAAAAUAUUUAUUUAUGUGAUUACAAUAUAUAGAGAUUAUUUUUUAUAAUAAAAUAAUAAAACAAAAUAUUUCGAUAUAUUAAUUACUUAUUUAUUUAUAGCAAAAAUUAUACAAUAACAGUUACAUAAAGUGAACGAAUUAGUUAAUGAUAGAUUUUUGUAUUUUACAAUAUUAAAUUUUCUAAUGAUUUAGCGAUCCCAGAAAAGAUGGUUUCCAUUUUGAUGUAAGCACUUUACUACUUUCUUGCUGUGCUUUAUUUUCCUCCUCUUCUAUUUGCAUCUAAACAAAUUUUAUCAUAAGUAUUAUAGAUUUAUUAUAAAGAUAUAUAUCAACGUAAUACUUACCAAGAAUUUUCGUUGAUUUUCUCUAAAAACUUGUAAUGGAUUUUCAAAUUGUCUGUAAUAAUUAAGAACUUCUCGUACAUCUUCCACAUUUGUCGCUAAUAUAGCUAAAAAAAUAAGAAAUACAAUAAAUAAUUAUAAGUACAAAACAUAAUUAAUUAAGAUUGUGAAAAGCAACAUACUUUUAAGGAAUGCAGCUAAAUCAUAUAGCGUUGUAUCAUCGUCAUUACCAGUCCAUUGCGGUAGUCGUAAAGUGUUUUCGGGAUGAAAUUUUGUGUUCUCUGAAUUCCAGUCGACUACUAUAACCUAAUGAUAAACAAUAUAUAUUAUAAAGAAAUUAUUUUCCGUAAAAAAUAUGAAUUUAACACUUACUUUACUAAGAUCACGAUUAAGAGCAUUUAAAUCCUUAACGUGGUGGCCAUCUACAAAACGUGUUGUAUCUCUUACUAGUCUGUACAUGAUAUAUCCAUUAGGAUCCAAAAUAUCCAAGAUAGGAAAAACAGUCUGAAGGUAUUAUAUUACAUAAAUAAUGUAUUGAAAUGAUAAGUAAGAUUGAUAAUAAUUUAGUGCUAAUUGUUGUUUACCAUUCCUUGUUCUGCCGUAUAUACUACAAUUUCAAAUUGUGGUGGAGCUAUAGCUUCUAGAAAUUGGUCCACCCCGGGUCUCUUUUUAAACCUCCAACCAGUUUCAUACUAAAUAUUCAAUUAGAAAU